Molecule: messenger RNA, 1348 nt
Organism: Erigeron canadensis
Lineage: Eukaryota; Viridiplantae; Streptophyta; Magnoliopsida; Asterales; Asteraceae
Product: ras-related protein RABA5a
Exons: 4
Coding region: 417-1103 (228 amino acids)
Cellular component (GO): endosome
Molecular function (GO): GTPase activity; GTP binding
Source: RefSeq, a predicted model, not a curated record
GGGCCCAGCUAUGCAGUAAUGUCUUGUUUAGUUUCAAUCCUGAAUCACUCUCCCUUCUUCCCUCUUCCUCUCACUCACGAACCCUAAUUAAUAUUCUCUUUUCAUAUCUCCAUAUUUGUUAAGCAUUAUUGUUCAAUAUAUAUAUAUAUAUAUAUGUGUGUGUGUGUGUGUAUUGUGAUCCUUUCAUUUGAUCUACAUUACUAAACAAGAAACACAACAUCGGUUUGCGAUUGGAAGUGUGCAGUGAGUAAGAUGAUGAAUUGGUGAUGAACUCAGCAACUGAAGAAAGUGCUUGUCUCCAACAAAUCUAAAUAAGUUAAGUUUUAAACUUCUUAUGGAACUCUACCGCUUAAUAAGAAGCUACAAGUUCCUGAAUAUGGUGAUGUAGCAUAUAGCCUUGUGUAAUAUAUUAGAAGAUGGCAUUUUAUUCAGAAGAAGAUUCAAGUGAUGAUUACCUAUUUAAGAUUGUCUUACUUGGUGACUCGGGUGUUGGGAAGUCAAACUUGCUUGCUAGAUUUGCGAGAAAUGAGUUUUACUCAAAUUCUAAGUCCACCAUAGGAGUAGAAUUUCAAACUCAAAAAAUGGAAGUCAACGGGAAAGAAGUUAAGGCGCAAGUAUGGGAUACAGCUGGUCAAGAACGGUUUAGAGCUGUUACAUCUGCAUAUUAUAGAGGAGCAGUUGGGGCUCUUGUGGUUUACGAUAUCAGCAGACGACAAACGUUUGAUAGUGUUGGCAGAUGGCUUAAUGAACUUCACACUCAUUGCGAUAUGAAUGUAAUUACAAUACUUGUGGGAAACAAAAGGGAUCUUAAAGACGCAAGAGAAGUUUCAACAACGGAUGGGAAGUCAUUAGCAGAAUCACAAAGUUUGUUCUUUAUGGAAACUUCAGCUCUCGAUUCCUCAAAUGUAAAUGCAGCUUUUCAAACGAUUGUUAAGGAGAUUUACAGCAUUCUGAGCAAGAAGGUGAUGCAAUCUCAAGAACUCAAGAAAGAUCCUUCAAUCAGUAGCAAAAAGACCGUCAUUUUGGAUGCUAAACAAGAUGCUAACCAACAAGAGAAAAAAGAAGAGCAACCUAAUAAGGGUGGAGGGUGUUGUUCAUCUUAGGUUAAAAAGAAUCACCAUGUAGCUGUUGGGUGUAGGUGAAAAUGUAUUAGUAAAUGUAAAUGACAUGAAGAUUUGAAAGGUAGAGCAUUUUAUUAUGUGUUCAGUUCUUUUCAUGUUAAAAAGUGCUUGAAAAGCUUAGGGGUAUUUGGCUAAACUUAUGCUAAAAUGCUUAAUAGCACAUGUAUCAUCCAACAGGAUGCAACUCUUUUGUCACUCUAGUGGGAUCAUGAUCCCUUUCAUUCUCA